This is a messenger RNA of Pterocles gutturalis (yellow-throated sandgrouse), 2097 nucleotides long. Its product is annotated as mothers against decapentaplegic homolog 5. The transcript has 6 exons. Gene Ontology annotation, biological process: anatomical structure morphogenesis; regulation of transcription by RNA polymerase II; transforming growth factor beta receptor signaling pathway. The record is from RefSeq and is a predicted model, not a curated record. The coding region runs from base 215 to 1612 and encodes 465 amino acids. Gene Ontology annotation, cellular component: heteromeric SMAD protein complex. Gene Ontology annotation, molecular function: RNA polymerase II cis-regulatory region sequence-specific DNA binding; DNA-binding transcription factor activity, RNA polymerase II-specific; I-SMAD binding. Lineage: Eukaryota; Metazoa; Chordata; Aves; Pterocliformes; Pteroclidae.
AAAUUGGAAGAAUUGAUUGUUAUUUUUGGUGUGAAGACUUCAUCACUGACAUCUCUAUGUUUGUUCAGCAGCCUCCAAGAAAUAAUAUAGCUCAUCGGUGGCAAUAAUUAUUUUUGGUAUACGCUGACAUUUAUUUGAAAAAACCAAACCAAAACAACAACAAAAAAAAACCCAACAGACAAAACCCAACAAACCUUUUGAAGACUUGUGUCAAAUGACGUCAAUGGCCAGUUUGUUCUCCUUUACUAGCCCAGCUGUAAAGCGUCUGUUGGGCUGGAAACAAGGAGAUGAAGAGGAAAAAUGGGCAGAAAAAGCUGUUGAUGCUUUAGUAAAAAAGCUGAAAAAGAAAAAGGGUGCUAUGGAAGAACUGGAGAAAGCCUUGAGCAGUCCAGGACAACCCAGCAAGUGUGUUACUAUCCCCCGCUCUUUAGAUGGACGACUUCAAGUUUCCCACAGAAAAGGCCUUCCCCAUGUAAUUUACUGUCGUGUUUGGCGUUGGCCUGAUCUACAAAGCCAUCAUGAGCUGAAGCCAUUGGAUAUUUGUGAAUUUCCUUUUGGAUCUAAACAGAAGGAAGUCUGCAUCAAUCCAUACCACUACAAGAGGGUGGAGAGCCCAGUUCUACCUCCAGUGUUAGUGCCUAGACAUAGUGAAUUCAAUCCACAGCACAGUCUACUAGUUCAGUUCAGGAACCUAAGCCACAAUGAACCCCAUAUGCCACACAACGCGACAUUUCCAGAUUCUUUCCAGCAACCCAACAGCACUCCAUUUUCCAUUUCGCCAAACAGUCCCUAUCCACCUUCGCCAGCCAGCAGCACUUACCCAAGCUCCCCAGCUAGCUCUGGACCAUCUAGUCCAUUUCAGUUACCGGCUGAUACUCCACCUCCUGCAUAUAUGCCCCCUGAUGAUCAAAUGGGGCAGGAUAAUUCUCAGUCUAUGGACACCAGCAAUACAAUGAUCCCUCAAAUCAUGCCAAAUAUAUCUACCAGAGAUGUUCAGCCUGUUGCCUAUGAAGAACCCAAACACUGGUGUUCGAUUGUGUAUUACGAAUUAAAUAAUCGAGUUGGGGAGGCUUUUCAUGCCUCUUCUACAAGUGUCUUAGUGGAUGGGUUUACAGAUCCCUCCAAUAAUAAGAACAGGUUCUGCUUAGGUUUGCUCUCAAAUGUUAAUCGCAACUCAACAAUUGAGAACACUAGACGACAUAUUGGAAAAGGAGUUCAUCUCUACUACGUUGGUGGGGAAGUCUAUGCUGAGUGUUUAAGUGAUAGCAGCAUAUUUGUACAGAGCAGGAACUGCAACUACCACCAUGGCUUCCAUCCAACAACUGUAUGCAAGAUUCCUAGUGGAUGCAGUCUGAAAAUUUUCAACAAUCAGGAGUUUGCUCAGCUUUUAGCUCAGUCUGUCAACCAUGGAUUUGAAGCAGUAUAUGAGCUCACCAAAAUGUGCACCAUUCGAAUGAGUUUUGUAAAGGGCUGGGGAGCUGAAUAUCAUCGACAGGAUGUCACGAGCACCCCAUGCUGGAUAGAAAUUCAUCUUCAUGGGCCCCUCCAGUGGCUGGAUAAAGUACUUACACAAAUGGGUUCUCCUCUUAAUCCCAUCUCAUCUGUUUCAUAGUGCUGAAAUUCUAUCUUCAGCUUUAUUUUUUAAGCGAACUUAUUCUAAUUCUAGAGAAACUUCCAGUGUGGAUACUGUGAGCUAUAUGGAGAAUGGAUCUUACAGUUUUAACUUUUUUUUUUAAAUCCCUUUGUGACCAAUUCCAUUGUGUAUAGCUAAUCAGUUUUACAUUUCAAUUUGUUCUUGUGAUGCUUAAGUGACAGUUGAGCCCUAAGGGAAAAAAAGUCUAUUGAAAAAUUCAGAAUACUUUUCCCCUCCUUUGAGUAGAACUUAAACAGGCGUAUGUCUUAACUGGAAAAUUUUUUUCUUUUUGUCCUGUAGGGACAAGAAUUAUGAAGACUGACUUCAGAAAAUAAAUACAUAUCAUAGUUUGGGAUUUUUUUUAAUGUUUAUGGAAUUGUUUGAACAUGUGCAGCUCCAGCUUGCAAGCUGUAUUUUUAGUGUAGCUGUUUAACAUCUUAAGGUUGACAUGUGUCAUAAGCAAA